AAGAUUUAGGAGCUUGAGAUCUUCAAACCUUGUGUAAUCAGUGAUUAUACGAAACCUAUAAGUGAACCACAGUGAUUUAUAUGAAUAACAAGUUCGAUAUGAUCUUGUGAUUAUAGUGAGCUAAAGAUUCUAAACCCUGUACCCGGAUACUGAACCUUGUACCCGGAUACUGACCCCUGUACCCGGAUACUGAACCUUGUACCCGGAUACUGACCCCUGUACCCGGAUACUGAACCUUGUACCCGGAUACUGACCCCUGUACCCGGAUCCUGAACCUUGUACCCGGAUACUGAACCCUGUACCCGGUUAAUAUGACGGGGAUAUUCAAAUCUAUUUUUCUUCUAUUAGUUGGUUCUAGAUGUUGUAUCUCCCAGAGACUGGAUUGUAGAUCUAAUGAUCUAAAUGCUUGUAUAAGACUUGCUGAUCCUCUACUCCAAGCAAACCAUGUCUUCCCUUCAACAUCUAAGGAUAUUGAUCACGUAUGCAAUGUUCUUUUCCCACAAACCUGGUCAAAAUUUGUAGAUUGCAUCAAACAGUACACUACAUCAUGUUUAUCACAAGAUCAGAGAGGAGAGUUUAAUAGAGCAGUGGGAGACAGUAUCAAUAGUGUACAUAAAAUGUGCACAAACGAGGAUUACAAAAAUGACUAUCUCCGGCAUGCUGACUGUAUCAAGGAGAAAUCUACGAACCCAGAGUACUGUGGAACCUACUACUCCAGGCUCCUGGGUCUAGUGAGGGGAGAUGCUCCUAUAGUUUCCCAAACAGAGAUAUGCUGUGCGCACAGUUCGUACAAGGAGUGCGUUAUUGCGGAGACAGAGGCCUGCCCUUGCACAGGAGACAAAUGUAGACAAGGAAUGGAAGCUACAGGGUUUGCCAGAGCAAUGCUAGACAAGGCCCUAGGGUUCCUACUCAAACAGUGUCAAUCAUAUGUGCCUGCUGAACGAGAUUGUCCAAUCUACAAGAGAAAACAGGAUAAAGAACCCAGGUUGGACGAGAACAACCAGAACGAUGGGAACAGGUAUGAUGAAGGUUCAUACUUCCCUAGUGGAAUGGCCGGACGGGACGAAAGGAGAGAGGACGACUGGACGAAUAUGAAUGGAAACAACAAUGGAGGUUUGGAGCCAGAUAACUCCAUCAUGGAUAGAACGGAGAAAACUGAAACCCAAACCUACCUAGCUCCCUCUAGCUGGGAAACAACCAUCAGUCCGUUAGUUGAACCUUUCAUUCCACAACAGCAGGAGGAUGAGCGCCGGAAACCCUGGUUUCCAUCAACGGAUAUCCGGUCUUUUGAUGAUAUAUUCAGUAAUGCAGUGGAUAAUACCCAGGCACAACUACUGGCUAGUGGAGCUAAUCAAUUCUAUCCUUCUAUAAUCAUCAUCCUUCCUCUUAUCAUACUAAUUAUACUUCAGUAAUCUGUUCCGUAGUUUGUUCAGUAACCCGUUCAUUAACCUGUUCAUUCAUCUGUUCAGUUAUCUGUUCAGUUAUCUGGUUCAGUUAUCUGGUUCAGUUAUCUGUUCAGUUAUCUGUUCAGUUAUCUGCUCAGUUAUCUGGUUCAGUUAUCUGCUCAGUUAUCAAGUUCAGUUAUCUGUUCAGUUAUCUGGUUCAGUUAUCUGGUUCAGUUAUCUGGUUCAGUUAUCUGGUUCAGUUAUCUGGUUCAGUUAUCUGCUCAGUUAUCUGUUCAGUUAUCUGUUCAGUUAUCUGUUCAGUUAUCUGUUCAGUUAUCUGUUCAGUUAUCUGUUCAGUUAUCUGUUCAGUUAUCUGUUCAGUUAUCUGUUCAGUUCUCUGUUCAGCUAUCUGUUCAGCUAUCUGUUCAGCUAUCUGUUCAGCUAUCUUUUCAGCUAUCUGUUCAGCUAUCUGUUCAGCUAUCUGUUCAGAUAUCUGUUCAGUUAUCUCUUCAGUUAUCUGUCUAGAUAUCUUUUCAGUUCUGUUCAGUUAUCUGUUCAGUUAUCCGUUCAGUUAUCUGUUCAGUUAUCUGUCUAGUUAUCUUUUCAGUUCUGUUCAGUUAUCUGUUCAGUUCUGUUCACUAAUAUGUUCACUUAUAUGUUCAGGUAAAUGUUCAGGUAUCUGUUCAGUAACCUAUUCAGCAUUCUGUUCAGGUAUCUGUUCAGUAACCUAUUCAGCAUUCUGUUCAGCAAUCUGUUCCAUUUUUUGUUUAGUAUUUUGUUCCGUAAUAUAAAUAGUGUGAACUGUUCGUAUAUCUGUUCGGUAAUCUAUUCAGAAAACCAUACAAUAAUCUGUUCAAAAAGCGGCUAUCAAAUUAUCGGUUCAGAAAAAUGCAGAGAAAUCUAUUCGAUCAAAAAACUAGUAAUCUGUUCUUGUUUAAGUUUACUAAAUCUUGUCGUAAAGAUUAAAAUAUUUGA
Molecule: messenger RNA, 2360 nt
Organism: Eurytemora carolleeae
Lineage: Eukaryota; Metazoa; Arthropoda; Copepoda; Calanoida; Temoridae
Exons: 10
Coding region: 312-1412 (366 amino acids)
Source: RefSeq, a predicted model, not a curated record